UAGAGACCCCACUGGAUGUUGCGGGUGGCGACCGUAAGAUCAUUAGCAAAACACCAGCCCUAACACCCUCCGGGAGGCUGAGCCUAGAAAAAUCAACUCGCGUUCCCAAGAGCUCAGGAGAGGAUCUCAGCGUAGACAGGCUGUCGUGCCUACCGGGAGGGUGGGAGCCGGGAUCACCCCAGCUCCUUGGCGCGUUUCCUCCGAGCUGGAGGAGGCCGAGGGUGGACCCCGGAGCCGUUGUCCAAGGCGAGGCGCCCGAGCGCCGGCGCGGGGAGACCGGAGGUGGGACGCGGCAGGCUGCGCUUUGCAGGCCGGAGGCAACGGGUGCGGAGCGCGCACGGCCCCUGAGAGCCGGCGCCUUCAGCAUGGAGUGGGAGUUCAACUUUCUGCUCUACCUGGCGCUCUUCUUCUUUCUGCUCUUCUUACUUUUCCUCCUGCUCUUCGUAGUCAUCAAGCAGCUGAAGAACUCCGUGGCCAGCACUGCCGGGGCGCUCCAGCCCGGGCGCCUCUCGCUGCACCGGGAGCCUUGGGGCUUCUCGCAAGAGCAGGGGGUGUGACCGGCGCCGCGCGGACACUGGCAGGAGGGCAUGGAGCUGUUCGGGCACCGAGCUGGGUCUCGGC
This is a messenger RNA of Mesoplodon densirostris (Blainville's beaked whale), 621 nucleotides long. RefSeq names its product small integral membrane protein 43 (gene SMIM43). NCBI's taxonomy places the organism in Eukaryota, Metazoa, Chordata, Mammalia, Artiodactyla, Ziphiidae. The coding region runs from base 366 to 557 and encodes 63 amino acids. The transcript has a single exon. The record is from RefSeq and is a predicted model, not a curated record.